This is a messenger RNA of Olea europaea var. sylvestris, 806 nucleotides long. Its product is annotated as dormancy-associated protein 1-like. Lineage: Eukaryota; Viridiplantae; Streptophyta; Magnoliopsida; Lamiales; Oleaceae. The record is from RefSeq and is a predicted model, not a curated record. The coding region runs from base 154 to 510 and encodes 118 amino acids. The transcript is spliced from 3 exons.
UUGAACCCGGCGCACGGUUUAUUGAUCUGGAAAUAGAAAUAAGCAAUUGGGAAAUAUUAAUUUUGAUUAUUUUCCAGAGAGAGAUUUUAGCAGCAACCUCUCUAUUUAUUCAUAGAGUUAAGACAGGAGAAAAAUCACAAAAAGAAAGGAAAAAUGGUGCUGUUAGACCAGCUUUGGGACGACGUCGCAGCCGGGCCUCAGCCCGAUCGUGGCCUGAAACACCUCAAGAAAGUGUUCAACAAGCCGAAAGACGGAGAAGGUGGUAGCAAUUACCAGAGGUCUCUGUCGAUGCCAUCCGCUCUUGGGACGCCACCGACACCUGGAACUCCGACAACUCCGUCGCCAACUGCAGCAGCGCAAAGAGAGAAUGUGUGGAGGAGCGUUUUCAACCCUGGAAGUAACCUUGCCACAAAGGGUAUCGGGAGUGAUUACUUUGACAAGCCACAUCCUAAUUCUCCCACUGUUUAUGACUGGCUUUACAGCGGGGACACAAGGAGCAAACAUCGUUGAACCGUUGGAUACCUGAUGGGCUGUUGCAUGUGUAUAGUGUCUUUCUUGAUAUGGGUCUGCUUUGUGUUUUUUAUCAAUUUCAAGGGUUUAUUUAUCUUUAUUUUUCAAAAUUAACUCUCGAGUGACUAUGGUUACUAAAUAAUUUAUAGGUUUAUUUGUUGUCUUUUGUCAUGUUCAGUGUGAAGGAGUAGAUAGUGUGGAAUAAUAUUACGUUGCUGAGUCGAGUUGAUUGGGACGAAACGGUUUAGAUGGCUUCUAAUUCAUAUUUCUAUUAAAUAAGUUGAUUUUGGAUUUUA